AUGCGGCUGUACUUUCUCGCGCUCCUUAGCCUGGGCGCUGCUACUGUUGCGGCUCCCGUGGCGAGCGAGUCCAGCUCUGAUGUUUCUGCUGGAGGUGGCGGUAGAGGAUGGGGCGGUGGACUCGGCGGUGGUGAAGGCUCUGGAAUUGGAGCCGGUGAAGGCAGCGGCGAAGGCUAUGGGGGCGGAGAAGGUGCCGGUGCUGGAGAUGGUGAAGGUGGCGGCAUCGGCGGUGGUGGUGGUGAGGGUGGUGGCUUCGGUGCUGGGGGUGGCUUUGGUGCCGGGUUUGGCGCUGGUGGUGGAAUUGGUGUAGGCGGGGGAUCAGGAGGUGGUGGUGGUUUGGGAGGUGGUGAGGGUGGUGGCUACGAGUAA
This is a messenger RNA of Penicillium riverlandense, 369 nucleotides long. RefSeq lists its product as uncharacterized. The transcript is spliced from 2 exons. The record is from RefSeq and is a predicted model, not a curated record. The coding region runs from base 1 to 369 and encodes 122 amino acids. Lineage: Eukaryota; Fungi; Ascomycota; Eurotiomycetes; Eurotiales; Aspergillaceae.